Molecule: messenger RNA, 2146 nt
Organism: Fukomys damarensis (Damara mole-rat)
Lineage: Eukaryota; Metazoa; Chordata; Mammalia; Rodentia; Bathyergidae
Gene: Lrwd1
Product: leucine rich repeats and WD repeat domain containing 1
Exons: 15
Coding region: 106-2052 (648 amino acids)
Biological process (GO): chromatin organization; establishment of protein localization to chromatin
Cellular component (GO): nuclear origin of replication recognition complex
Molecular function (GO): chromatin binding; protein binding
Source: RefSeq, a predicted model, not a curated record
CGCUGUUUCCUAAGCGCCCCUCCUGCGAGCGGUUGGCGGUUUGAGCUUCGGUCCCCACUGGACGCAGGAGCGCCGGCAGGCCAGCGCUAGACGCGCCUCCUCGCCAUGGGUCCGCUCACGGUGCGGGUGCUCUUGGAGCGCGGGCAACCCAAGAGCGACCGACUGGGGAGGAUCCGGAGCCUGGACUUGUCCGGAAUGGAGCUGCUGUCCGAGCACCUGGACCCGAAGCUACUAUGCCGCCUGACACAGCUGCAGGAGCUUGACCUCUCCAACAACCAGCUGGAGGUGCUGCCAACCAACCUGGGCCUGUCCCACCUGCGCAUCCUCCGCUGUGCCAACAACCAGCUAGGGGACGUCACCGCCCUGUGCCAGUUCCUGAAGCUGGAGGAGCUGAGCCUGGAAGGCAACCCCUUUCUGACAGUCAAUGACAACUUGAAGGUUUCCUUUCUGCUGCCCAAGCUACGGAAGAUCAAUGGCAAGGAUGCCUCCUUAACUUGCUCCCAGGUGGAGAACCUGAACCGGGAGCUGACCAACAGGGUCACAGCUCACUGGGAGAAGUUCAUUGCUGCCCUAGGCCCUGAAGAGAAGGCUGAGAAAGUCCAGGCAGACUUUGUGAAGUCUGCCAUUAGGCACGUGCACUAUGGACCAGAGUCCCUGAGCGAGUUCACCCAGUGGCGGGUGCAAAUGAUCUCUGAGGAGCUGGCAGCUUCCGGUGGGACAAGGGUGAGUGCGGCUAACAUCCCAGAGAAGACCCCAGGAGUGGCAGCUGCCUCCAGGCCCAGGGUCAGGCUAGCAGCCAUGAAGCGGCUGGUUGAUGUACCCCUCAAACUCUCUCCCACCAAGCGGAUGUGUGUCUCCCUGCCGGACCAGGUAGAAGGUGGCCCAGCGGGCCUCAGUGGCAGCCAGCCUGCCCUGCAGAUGGAGCCCCUAUACUUCCUGCAGUGCCACAGCAGGAACAACAGCCCUCAGGACCUGAAGACCCAGCUGUGGGCCUGCGCCUUUGAGCCGACCUGGGAGGAGGGGCGUUCGGGGGCCACAUCCCAGACGGUGGCCACAUGUGGCGGGGAGGCUGUAUGUGUGAUUGACUGCCAGACGGGUAUUGUCCUCCACAAGUACAAGGCACCUGGCGAGGAGUUCUUCUCAGUGGCCUGGACAGCCCUGACAGUGGUCACACAGGCUGGCCACAAGAAGCGCUGGAGUGUGUUGGCGGCAGCAGGCCUGCGAGGCCAGGUCCGCCUGCUGCACGUGCGUGCUGGCUUCUGCUGUGGAGUCAUCCGUGCCCACAAGAAGGCCAUUGCCACCCUCUGCUUCAGCCCUACCCAUGAGACCCACCUCUUCACGGCCUCCUAUGACAAGCGGAUCAUCCUCUGGGACAUCGGUAUGCCCAACCACGACUACGAGUUCCAGGCCAGUCAGCUCCUCACACUCGACUCCACCUCCAUCCCCCUGCGCCUCUGCCCUGUCGCCUCCUGUCCUGAUACCCACCUACUGGCUGGCUGUGAGGGUGGCUGCUGCUGCUGGGAUGUGCGGCUGGACCAGCCCCAAAAGAGAAGGGGGUGUGAGGUGGAGUUUGUCUUCUGCGAGGGCUCCGCAUCGACACGGAGAGUGGAUGGGCUGGCAUUUGUGAAUGAGGAUGUUGUAGCCUCCAAGGGGAGCAGCCCAGGCACCAUCUGCCUUUGGAGUUGGAGCCAGACGUGGCUGCGCCGGGGCAGCCAGUCCUCAGUGGCUGUGGUUGUCCUGGCUCAGCUGCAGUGGUCACCCACUGAGCUGGCCUACUUCUCGCUCAGCACCUGCCCUGACCAAGGGAUUGUGCUCUGCGGAGAUGAAGAGGGCAGCGUGUGGGUCUACGAUGUCAGGCACCUCCUGAAGCAGUUGUCUCCACCACCAGCAGCCCCACAGGCCCCCACACAGAUCCUCAAGUGGCCCCAACCAGGGGCCGGCGGCCAGCCAGUGACCAAGACUAUGGUGAACAUGGUGGUGGCCAAUGCUGCCUUCACCUACCUCGCAGCUCUGACGGACUCCAACAUUGUAGCCAUCUGGAGGAGAUGUUAACAGGGCAGGACGCCUGCCGCUGCAGCACAGGACCAGGGACACAUUUAACUUAUUUAGUGUGGCUAAUGGUGGAGGGUUUUUUUAACAGCAAAUA